AUGGCGCAUUAUGACCGACUUCGAGAGGAGGAGCAAGAGCUCUGCGAGGCACAAACCUAUCCGGAGAAAAUCUGCGAAGCUUCGGAUGUCGUCUUCUCAAUCAGUCGAGCUCAGCAUGAUGGUUCUGAUAUCCAGCCAUUACAUAACUUCUUUGAUCGAAAGUAUAUGCCUGUUUAUCUGUAUGUGUUUGGCAAGUUCUCGUCCCGAUGGCUGUUCCACAUCACAGCUUCCUUGUUGUGCCACGCUCCCCAUGUGGUACGAGAGGUCGUCAAUCCGACAAAAAACCGAAAAGUUAUUCGAAGUUGCACUCGUCAUCAGAUUGAUCCCGUCCAAUUCACUCGAGCCUUGAUUGAUUGGGUCUCGGCUGGUGACAGGUCGGGUAAGACAGACAACUUCUGGCAUUUCCUAUCUACCGGUUAUGGCUCCAUUUCUCGCAUGCUCUACCCACUCUUACCUCCAGUUUAUGGCAUGGUAUACAUGUAUGCUGCGCUGCGGACCCGCACUAUCAAAAAGAUCGGAAGAGAUGCCGAGGAUAAUGGAAAGACGGCGAUCGUCGCAGGGCACUUUAUUUUCCGGUCUGAAGGCAAGGAAAAGGACGUUGUUUGCAACGAGGCUGAUUUGGAUACUUACACUCACAUCCUCUACUUGGAUGUCCAACCUGAAGUUAUUGCGCAACGACGACUCGAAGAUCAGACUCGCAAUAGAGCCAAUGACUCCGUGAAAAAUUUACAAGAAUAG
Messenger RNA from Talaromyces stipitatus ATCC 10500, 738 nucleotides. RefSeq lists its product as uncharacterized. Bases 1 to 738 code for a protein of 245 amino acids. The record is from RefSeq and is a predicted model, not a curated record. The transcript has 3 exons. NCBI's taxonomy places the organism in Eukaryota, Fungi, Ascomycota, Eurotiomycetes, Eurotiales, Trichocomaceae.